UCUCUAAACCGGAUGUUUAUGUUACCUAGACAAUACAAGCUCUCGUUUACUUCGAGAUCCUUAUCUAAUUUUUUUUUUUCAGAAAGAAUUUCUAUUUUAGUUUCAUAAUCGAAAGAAUUUUAGAAUUUUCUAUUAUAUUUGGCAACUACUUUGAAUUAUAUUUUCUAUUUCAUCUUGAGAACAGUUCAAAAUUGGUCACGUGACUUUCAAUAUGGCAGAUUUGGUUCAUUAAGUGAGGAAAAAAUCUUUCUUGAUCAGUGUAUUUAAAUCCAACAUCAGCCAUGCAUGGGGGAGGUAUGAUGAUGGUUACUGGUAGUAGCUAUGGGCAAAUGCCAUAUGGAGGACGCUCAGAGAGUAGAAUGCGGGACCAUUUGAGUGAAAAUGUGAAGAGGAUGAGGCAAAUUCAGAGACAGUCCAGAGAAAGAGAAGCCAGUGCACACCAACCAGUUAAAGCUUUAUGGAAAUCUGAAAAAUAUAGUGGGAUUACAUCAAAAAUCAAGGAAGAUAUACAGAGGCCUCCAUCUGCUCCAAGGCCAAAGUCUGCUACAUUUCUCCGAGCACACUCAAGAACAGGUCCUUCGAUCAAAAACAUCUCUCGCCCCUGCACCCCGGACCCUCCAGCAGAAAAAUUGACUGUUCCUCCAGCCAGGUGUUCAAGUGAAAUUAAAUUUAAUAGAAAUGAUGUAGACUUUAUCAGAGUCAAUGGAAUAUCAGCAAAGCAUCAAACAAUAAAGAGAAGUCCUAGUGUGAAUGCUUUGGAUGACCUGAAGAAAAAAGAAGAAGAAGAGUACAAUAAGCAUCGCAGAGGAGCUGUCCCGAAAUAUCUCCAAGUACGCAAGGAGCAGUGGAAGAAAACAGAAGAGGACCGGGUAGCUAAUACCCCUGACCCCGAGAUGCCCCCAGGUCACCGUCUGCUGCCAGAGAAAGAACGACAUGAAACGCUCAAACUUCUGCUAACAAAGGAAAAGGAGCUUGUGAAUGAGUUAAGUGCUCUACCACUCCGCAUGGACACUUUCAGAAUCAGGUCACAGAAACAGGAACUAGAGGGGAAAAUAGCAGAAAUUGAUGAAGCGAAGAAAAUAUUCAACCGUCCAAAAGUGUUUGUAAAGGUUAACAGCUGAAGUUCUCUUAUCUUUCAUUAUGGGCAUCCUCUAUGUGAUUUAAUUUAUAUACCUAUCAGGACAUUGGUUGAAGUUUUGAAACAUUUGUUGUAGAUAAUCUAUAUUAUUGCGAUCUGUAGAUACUGUUGUUAUAAAGUCACAGUUAUGACUUAGAUAGUAGUAUAUGGGAACAAUGUCAGGGUGAUAUUGGAUUGAAUGUUCAUUGUAGAUUGUCUUUGUAAACUCUGACAAUUCAUACACAGAGCGACUCUUGCUGCGUCUGACUGUCGGGGAAACAUUUUGAGUUUGACAUUAUGGACUACGUGAUACUCUGUUUUAUUAUAUACGCAUUGUUUUCCCAUUGUUGUCAGUGCUGUUGAUUUCACAGUGUGAUCUGACACUCUGGUUUUCUGAUUCUACAUCAUCUCUCUCAGAAACUGAUGAUGUCACAAUGCAUCCACUCAGGUUUCUGUGGAAAUUGAUCAACAGCGUCACAGACAAAACUGCUUACACAGAAAAUUAUUUCACUGUAUGCUUGUCUUUUGGCUAACUAAGGAAUUAUUUUAUCAUCUCAUUGUUAAUGUAAAUGUGUAUUUAAAGAUACAUAAGGGGGCAAACGAUAAAUUUAUCAUUACUACAGUAACUUGGUGCAAAGAAUAGGAUCACAUCUCGUUGAUAGGCACAAAUCAUCAGAUCAAACUUCACGCAAAGUGUUGAGUUUGAUCUGAUGAUCUGUGCAUGUCAACUUGACAUAAGGCCAAAAUAAAAAUAUUGUUUGUUUCCCCUCGCCCGACCGAGUCUGAAAAUUCACACCGACCCAUAAGUUUUUAUUACGCCAUUCUGGUGAAGUUUUUUUUUUAAUUUUAAGAAAAUUUCAAGGUCGUUUCUGGUGCAGAUCAGUAUUUUAUAAUGACAAAAAUUUUCUAUAUCUUCUUUGGUUUCGAUCCAAAAUAAAAAAAAUAAUAAUACGAAUACAGGAGGUGUUCUGGUCCGAAAUCUAGAAAUUUCGCCGCCUCCAGCUGGAGGCAGCAUUCUCUGGCUGAUUUCAAAUACUUACAAGCCGAAUUCAAUUUUAAGCUCAUAACUAAUCAAUAAAACGAUUCUUCUUGUACUUACUAAUAUCGAUUUUAUGGGUUCUUUCAUCACAUAAACAGUCUCUUGAAAACAUUUUAUCAAACUGUCGAGCUUUGUUUUGAGUCACGAGACUCGUUUGCUCAAAUGACAGUGAAAAUUCGGUUGACUACAACUGUUGGUUUCUGUUUAAUAUCGAAUUUUGGAUUGAUAUUUUCUUUUAAUCGAUAUUAAUAAGUACAAGAAUCAUGAUUGUUUUAUUGAUUAGUUACAAGUGAGUUUAACAUUGAAUUCGGCUCGCAAUUCGGACUAGUGAUCUGCAAGAUCGAGAUGGAGAAAUGUUGUCUAUACGAGGAGCGAGGAAACAAGAGAAUUCGGGGCAUCCAGUGUGCAAGUUGUGUUCUUCAGUAGGGGAAAGUGCUGAUAUUUCGGACGGAUGCGAUAUUUUUGACAGUCAAUCAGAAGCAUUCUGAAUUUAACUUAUUUCUGAACUAAUGCUAUAUUUACAAACUGGAAAACACCUAAUUAUAUGCACAUUUGUAACUCAGCUCUGAUUGGUUGAUGUCAGCAUCCAUUUUGUUUGAUCGGCAAAAUCAAGUCCCGUUGAAACGUUUUCUGGUAAACUAGAUCUACCGAUAUCAUUUAAAAAUAUAAUCAAAAUCACUAUCAUAUACAAAUUAAGAUAAUGUGCAAAAAACAAAAGAAUAAAAUGUCAGUGAACCAUAAAUAAAAGACAGCAACCGAGUUUACCAAUUUUAUAACACCAUGUGUCCAAAACUAACACCAUUGUCCAUAGUUGCAACAUUCUCCCUAACUUUAUUUAAGUGUUAGUAUGUGGCAUAAAUAGCAGAGAAAAUUCUGAUGAAACCCAAUGUUCGUCGAAUCAACCAAUAUGUAUACAUGUAGUCCAAUGCCUAAGUUUAGUGGUUAGAUAAUGAGCAUUUCCAAAAUACAUGAAGUACUGUCCGAAAUAUCGACACCUUCCCUAAUUGCAAAACGUGGCAAUCAAAGCAGAAUUUACGCGAGAACUGACUAUACGAGUUUGAUGAGGAAACAUGGAUGAUGUGAUUCACGACGUUUGGUAUCGGGCAUUGUUAAUGGUUAUGGGAAUUUCAUAAUAAAUAAAAUUCUGCUAGCUAAAAAAAACAAAACUUUUUACCUACCUACCGACCUUCCUCUGAAAUUUAGGGUCGGGAGAGGGGAAACAAACAUAUUUUUAAAUGUGGCCUAAUCCAAUUCUAUGCAUCAAGUUAAUGAGGUAAUAAUACAUGCAUACAUAGAUUAAGUCUUAUUGACAAUAUUUUGUAUGAAAUAUAGAUGUUAUCCCUUAUAAAGUCAUUGAAUGCUUUUACUAGGUUUUUGUUGAAGAAGAUUUAAGUUUUUUGUAUAAAGUAAAAUUGUAAUUGUCAGUAUAUACAUGCAUUUCUUUUCUUUUUUAAACACAUCUGUUGUAAAAUGUUUGACUUGCUCCUUGUCUUUUGCUUUGUGUGUGUCUUACCAUAAUUAACAUUCUCUGAGGGUAAUUUUUGUAUUGUACAUUUUGUGUUUGGGGUCAUUGAGGGUUACAUUGACCCCUCCAGUUACUAAUAGGCUCAGCCCCUGUGUUUUUGUUGAAGGCACACUCACAUGUAUGCCAUAUGUAUGUUGAUGGAUGCACAAGUUAUUGGUUCAGAUGAUAUUUGUAGUAACUAGCAAGUCAAAAUGUUGAGUUUUGAAUUUCAUCUUUUAAUUGCAUUUUGAUAAACAAAUUAUUUUCCAUUUACAUGUAUUCUUCAGACUAUUAUUAUUCGAUCUUGGCAAAUACUUGUUCUUUUUCAAUGAAUGUAGGGUUAUUGAUAGAAUCGAAGAAAGAUACCUGUAGAAAAUAAAUUAUCUUUAAAAUAUUCAUA
This is a messenger RNA of Ostrea edulis (European flat oyster), 4060 nucleotides long. RefSeq names its product enkurin domain-containing protein 1-like. The record is from RefSeq and is a predicted model, not a curated record. The transcript is spliced from 7 exons. Bases 282 to 1121 code for a protein of 279 amino acids. Gene Ontology annotation, cellular component: cytoplasmic microtubule. Lineage: Eukaryota; Metazoa; Mollusca; Bivalvia; Ostreida; Ostreidae.